This is a messenger RNA of Arachis ipaensis, 1869 nucleotides long. RefSeq names its product pyrophosphate--fructose 6-phosphate 1-phosphotransferase subunit beta. Gene Ontology annotation, biological process: photosynthesis; glycolytic process; fructose 6-phosphate metabolic process. Lineage: Eukaryota; Viridiplantae; Streptophyta; Magnoliopsida; Fabales; Fabaceae. Gene Ontology annotation, molecular function: ATP binding; 6-phosphofructokinase activity; diphosphate-fructose-6-phosphate 1-phosphotransferase activity. The record is from RefSeq and is a predicted model, not a curated record. Gene Ontology annotation, cellular component: cytosol.
ACUUGAAUUUGUACUGAACUACACUGAUGAGUUGAUCGCACUUGAAGGGAUAAACAUCAAUCACUCUUUCUCUCACUAACUUAACUCAUAACAAUGGCACCGUCUUUCGCAAUCAACGAUGGCGUCAACGGCGGCAGGAUCACUCCUCCUUCCACCACCGGCCGAUUCGCCUCCGUCUAUAGCGAAGUCCAAAACAGCCGGAUCGACCACAACCUCCCUCUCCCCUCCGUCCUCAAAAACCCUUUUAAGAUAGUCGACGGUGCCCAAAGCUCCGCCGCAGGAAACCCUGAUGAGAUCGCGAAGCUGUUUCCGCAUCUGUUUGGGCAACCGUCGGCGACGUUGGUUCCCGGAGGUUCAGACACAGUGCAGUCGCACCAGAAGCUAAAAAUUGGUGUGGUUUUGUCCGGUGGUCAGGCUCCCGGAGGACACAAUGUUAUUUCUGGAAUUUUUGAUUACCUGCAAGAACGAGCAAAAGGAAGCACAUUGUAUGGUUUCAGGGGUGGUCCAGCUGGCAUCAUGAAGUGCAAAUACGUUGAACUCACCUCAGAUUAUAUCUAUCCUUAUAGGAAUCAGGGUGGCUUUGACAUGAUACGCAGUGGGAGGGACAAGAUUGAAACCCCAGAGCAGUUUAAACAAGCGGAAGAAACAGUGCAGAAGCUAGACUUGGAUGGGCUUGUUGUGAUUGGUGGAGAUGACUCAAACACAAAUGCAUGCCUCCUUGCCGAGUAUUUCAGGAACAAAAAUAUGAAAACUCUCGUGAUCGGAUGCCCUAAAACUAUUGAUGGUGAUUUGAAAUGCAAGGAAGUGCCGACAAGUUUUGGGUUUGAUACCGCAUGCAAGAUAUACUCAGAAAUGAUUGGAAAUGUUAUGAUAGAUGCCCGAUCAACUGGAAAGUAUUACCAUUUUGUGCGGCUUAUGGGACGUGCUGCAUCCCACAUCACAUUGGAAUGUGCUUUACAAACUCAUCCAAACAUUACUAUUAUUGGUGAAGAGGUUGCUGCCAAGAAGAUGACACUGAAGAAUGUUACUGACUACAUUGUAGAUAUCAUUUGUAAAAGAGCUGAGAAUAAUUAUAACUAUGGGGUCAUUCUUAUUCCUGAAGGUCUAAUUGAUUUCAUUCCAGAAGUCCAGCACCUUAUUGCAGAACUGAAUGAGAUUCUUGCCCAUGAUAUUGUGGACAAGGACGGGUUAUGGAAGAAGAAACUCACUGAUCAAUCGUUAAAGCUUUUUGAGUUCUUACCUCCAGCAAUUCAAGAACAGUUACUGCUUGAAAGAGAUCCACAUGGAAAUGUUCAGGUUGCAAAGAUAGAAACAGAGAAAAUGCUCAUCCAAAUGGUUGAAACCGAGUUGGAGAAGAGAAAGCAAGAAGGCACAUAUAAACAUAUAUUCAAGGGGCAGUCUCACUUUUUCGGCUAUGAAGGGAGAUGUGGUUUGCCAACUAACUUUGAUUCUACUUACUGCUAUGCAUUGGGUUAUGGUGCUGGAGCCCUCCUUCAAAGUGGCAAGACUGGAUUAAUAUCAUCAGUUGCGAAUUUGUGUGCCCCAGUAGAGGAAUGGACUGUUGGUGGAACUGCUCUCACUGCACUUAUGGAUGUGGAAAGGAGACAUGGUAAGUUCAAGCCUGUGAUCAAGAAGGCAAUGGUGGAGCUUGAAGGGGCGCCCUUCAAAAAGUUUGCCUUGUGGCGCGAUGAGUGGGCCCUGAAGAAUUGCUACAUCAGUCCAGGUCCUGUUCAAUUCACUGGCCCCGGAUCUGAUGCCAUCAGUCGCACUCUACUCUUGGAGCUUGGUGCACAAGCUUAGGCAUACCACAAUGCUUCUGUCUUGAUGAUGGUAGCUCUCGAUGUGUUUUUUUUGUGACUGUACUACAAA